UGUCCGCAAGAGGACUAUUAGAUCGUUCCGAGGCAACUUUGGGCCCAUGAUGGAUCGUGUCGUAUGGCCCUGGCGAAGCGAUCCUUGAGAUUGUUCAGAUCAGUGAGGGUGACAGACGGCAAGGGUACAUGAUGGGGCUCCCCCAACGUCGGAACGAUGAUGCGCUGCACGAAUAUUGACUGGCAAUGAAGAUGAUGACAGGGCCCUGGCGUGCUGCCGCUUGCAAGUCUUCGUACGAAGGCGGGAGCAGGAAGCGCGAGAAUGCUUUAAGAUCACGGAUUUCAGUCACUGCAGCGUCCCAUUGCCUUGUGAGUAUUCUAUAUUCUGUUGCAGCCCGAUCAGCCGCAGUUGGGUCAGCGCUGCCUGCAGAACCCUGAGCAUGAGAUAGGCGCAUGUUGAGCCCAAGAGCUUUUCAGCUAGUCCCGGACUCGCAGACGUCAAGUCUUCCAGUGGAGUCCUGAGUCGAGAGGCCAGCGACCACUGCUGGCCACGGCCCUGCUCCACAAGUUCAACUGCCUGUCGUAGAUUGUCACGACGUAUGGCACAUGAGGCCGCAUCUACAGGGAGUGAUUGUGCACCAAGAAAAGCGGUUGCAGCCUCGCGCCGUGAGAUGAUCGACGAUCGCGUCAUCACGUGGCUUUCGAAAAGCUCGAAGUACAUUUGGUAUGCUUUGAGGCAGAUUCAUGUUGAUAGACUUCUGCUUGAUGAGCCCAGUCAAUAGCCUCCUUGAUGCGUUCUGGAAAUCCUUG
Suillus subaureus is the source of this 749-nucleotide messenger RNA. RefSeq lists its product as uncharacterized. The annotation marks the transcript as partial. Lineage: Eukaryota; Fungi; Basidiomycota; Agaricomycetes; Boletales; Suillaceae. The transcript has a single exon. The record is from RefSeq and is a predicted model, not a curated record.